AUGACUUCGGCGGCCUUGUCGUUACUCAGCCUCCCUCCAGAGUUGAUAUUGGAGGUUGCCGACUAUCUACCGGCAGAUAGCAUCCUGGCUCUGAAAUUCUCCCACCGGAUAUUGAAUUAUUCAUUACCUCUUGCACCGCGGCUCCGAAAUCAGACCCUAUCGCGCUGCGCACGUCUUGCAGUCCUCAGUUACCUCGCAAAGCCCUCACUGAAUCCAACCCAUCUUCGAUGCAUUCUGUGCAAAGCAGUCUAUCCUCUGAGAAGCUUCCGAUCGUCGAGUAGCCCGACAUGUAUACCGUUUUCAUAUGAUUCCAACGUGGGAGACACAGACGUCCUCGAACUACCUCAAAGGCUCUGUUCUUGGCACGUCGGUCAAAUGAGUGGGUCGACAGCUCGGAACAGAUGUGCAUGCACUGUGGGGCGAUCCAGUCUUGGUUGA
This is a messenger RNA of Boeremia exigua, 438 nucleotides long. RefSeq lists its product as uncharacterized. Gene Ontology annotation, molecular function: protein binding. The transcript has 2 exons. The record is from RefSeq and is a predicted model, not a curated record. Bases 1 to 438 code for a protein of 145 amino acids. NCBI's taxonomy places the organism in Eukaryota, Fungi, Ascomycota, Dothideomycetes, Pleosporales, Didymellaceae.